GGCCGGUGGCCACCGCGGCACGAUGGACCUGGCCCUUUCCAAUGGCCAGACUCUGGCCCAGCCGCCGUCGCCGGACUUGUGGCCGCCGGUGAGCUCGGAGGAGGAGCUCUCCGAUUGUCUCGAUUACUACUACCUGCGCGACUUCCCGGCUUGUGGGGCCGGACACAGCAAGGGCAGGACGCGGCGCGAGCGGGAACUGCGCACCAACCGGCCGGUGCCUGGAGGCCACGAGCGCAAAAUCGCACAGAAGCUCGUCAACGGCCAGCGCAAGCGUCGCCAGCGCAAGCUGCAGCCCCGGCCGCGCACCCGCCUCGCCUGUGCGCUGGAUACCGAAGGACCUGAUAAAAAAAAGUCUUUUCUCUGACUCCAGCUGUAACUGUGGUCUUAAGGGGGAGAGAAUCCAUGUCGGUCAACAGAAUUUGGUUUUGACAUGGCUUAAGUUUACUGCUUCACUAUCUUUUCCUUACUGGUUGUUAGCUAAGUAAGAUCCAAGUGGAUAUGCCUUUUUAGGGAUUUUAAUUAAAACAGAGCAGCAGCAAGAGUGGCAUUUUAACUUAUGUGGUUCUUUUUUUAGUUGUUAUGGUAACUCGUUUUAAGUCUACAAAUAUUUGCGUUCUGCAUAAAGAAAAGGUCACAGAUGAAUGGGGGAGGAGAACAAAGAUAGGAAUUAGCACAGGAUGUCAACAAAAGUGUCAGACUACUCUGCAGGUUUAAUAUUUGUUUUCCAAGAAAGGAGUCCUUUAAAUUGUGUCUGUUGAAUCUAGUUGCUAAGUUCUCUGCACUACAGAUCCCACAACAAUCAUUUGAGGUAGAUACUGUUACCUCCAUUUUAUAGAGGGGAUUCUUGAGGCUCAGAGAGUUUACAUAACUUUCCAAAGGCACACAACUGGUUAGAAAGAAGAUGGGCUUAACAGAUACUUUUAUAAAGUAUUUACUCCUUCCAGGAUCACAGUUUUCCUCAACUGUACACAAUGUUCUUUGGUUCAGAACCACCCACAAACUCCAGGUCCAACAAUAAGAGCUGAGUUUUAGUUUUAAAAUUAUGCAGAAUAUGGCAGGGUAGCUUUCCUUUAUCUUCAGUCUGCAUCCAGUCGGGCCUCUGCACCCAGUGGUGAGUCCUUGAUUAGGAGAGAAAGGUGUGUACUGGAAGGAGCAACCUUAGUAUUAAUCCAAGCUGUGACUGUUCAUCAUUCUGGCAGCAAACUUAUGAAUGGCAACUACUUCCAAGUUCCACUAAGCCUCAGGUUUCUCAUUUGUAAAAUGGGAAUAAUAUUGGAUUACCUUGCCAAACUGGGUUAUAGAUAAAAUAUAUGAAACACCCAACACAGUUAAGGACCUGAAACAUAGUAGGUGCUCAAUAAAUGAAAACUAUUUUUAAGUUUACAGAAUAUAAUCCCUCCUCCUUCCUCUAUGGU
Messenger RNA from Molossus molossus (Pallas's mastiff bat), 1415 nucleotides. It is a transcript of the gene NUPR2, whose product is annotated as nuclear protein 2, transcriptional regulator. NCBI's taxonomy places the organism in Eukaryota, Metazoa, Chordata, Mammalia, Chiroptera, Molossidae. The transcript has 2 exons. Gene Ontology annotation, biological process: negative regulation of cell population proliferation; negative regulation of cell cycle; regulation of transcription by RNA polymerase II. The record is from RefSeq and is a predicted model, not a curated record. Gene Ontology annotation, cellular component: nucleus. The coding region runs from base 23 to 364 and encodes 113 amino acids.